This is a messenger RNA of Plasmodium vinckei vinckei, 1416 nucleotides long. Its product is annotated as conserved Plasmodium protein, unknown function. NCBI's taxonomy places the organism in Eukaryota, Apicomplexa, Aconoidasida, Haemosporida, Plasmodiidae. The record is from RefSeq and is a predicted model, not a curated record. Gene Ontology annotation, biological process: protein homooligomerization. The coding region runs from base 1 to 1416 and encodes 471 amino acids. The transcript has 6 exons.
AUGGAUAAAUUAAACAAAGAACAUAUAAUUAGUAUAAAUGUAGGAGGGAAAAUUUACAUGACCACUCUUAAUUUAAUAUCGCGAUACAAAAAUUCACGAUUAUAUGAAAUAGUACAAGAAAAAUUGACAAAUAUACCCGAUUUAUCAAACGAUUAUAAGAAGAGGGAAAUAUUCAUCGAUCGAAACGGUAACCGAUUUGAGUACAUCCUUGACUUUCUACGAGAUGGGGUCUUAAUAUGCGAAAAUGACAUCAUUGUCCUAACUAGGAUUUUAAUCGAAGCUAUUUAUUUUAAAUUAUUUUCUUUAAUGAAAAUAAUAAAAAAAAAAAUUAAUUUAUUACAUUCUAAUAUGAAUAAUAGUGUAAAUAAAAAUGUUUUUAAACAAAUUAUAAAUACAAUAGAAAAAAAUAGAAAAGAGGAAACAAACAAAUUGGUAAAAUUGUCAAGCAUUAUUUCUAAUUAUAGUGAACUAAAAUAUUUUAAUUUAAAAAAAAAAAAAAAAAAAACUUAUAUAAACAUUUUAAAUAAUUCCAAUAUUAUUAACGAAAUAAAUCAUGUGAAUACAGACACCGAAAAGGGUUUUGCCAGACACAAUAAGAAUGACUCUACACAUUAUCAAAAAAAUGAAUCCACAAAUAAGUUAAAUUUACAAUCCAUCACACAUGAAAAAGAAAAAAAGAAAACAAAUGCAUACAAAGAAAGCUAUUAUGAUACAAAUAUAAAUUCGGAAAAAAAUAUGAACAGUCAGGAAAAUAUUUCCAAUAUUUACACAAAAAGUGAGUCACAAAAUUUAAAAUUUUCAAAUAAAAUAGAAAGAAAAGUGUCAAAAGAUAUGCUGAAUAGCAAUUUAAAAAAUGAUGUUGAUAAAAAGGAUAACCAUCUUAGCGAUACAAAUUCUUUAGAAAAAAGUGAAAAAGAUGCUCAUGAAAAUUCGGAAUAUUAUAAUCCAAAAACAAUCGGUCAUAAAUAUGUUUCCUUUUCAGGGGAAAAAGAUAUAAUUUUUUACAAUAAUAGCGAGACUUGGAGCGAAGAUGACCAAUUGGGAAACAUAAAAAAUUCAAAAGCUGAAAAGGAGGCAAAUAGUAGCCCUAAGAACAUAAGUAGAUUAAGAAACAUAAAUGGUAUUAACAAUAAAGUUAGUGAAUUGAAUUAUAUAGGGAAUAAUGAUUAUAUACGAUAUCGAGAUUACGAAGAAUAUGGAUGUGAAGAUGAACAUAAUAAUUUUCCAAAUUAUAUAAAUAGUGUGCGUAAUAAAAAAUCGACAUAUAAUUAUGAAUAUAAUAAUAUGAAAAAUAAUGUCAGGAAUCCUAUUAUGGUAUAUCCAGAAAUUGAUGAUGUUGAAGAAACUUCCAACUACCCUAUCAUGCCUAACAUAAAUUUAGGAGAACAGAUUUUUAGCACCACUGUAGAUUUUUAA